This is a messenger RNA of Clunio marinus, 222 nucleotides long. The record is from the annotation of a GenBank genome assembly. NCBI's taxonomy places the organism in Eukaryota, Metazoa, Arthropoda, Insecta, Diptera, Chironomidae.
AUGAAACGAUUAUUGACCGAGAAGAAGGAAUUUCUUUCCGUCAACAGCUAUCUGGCUUUAGAGACGAGACAAAUGCGAGAUAAAAUUGUGGAGAUUAAUGCGCAUAAAUUUCAUAUCAAACUCGAUGAUUGUUUGCAGUUGAGUCAAUUGACACAACAAGACUUUGAGAAAGAAGCUUGCGGUAAACUUUCACUCUUUUCAGCACCACCAAUCGGAGAUUAA